UUGAUUCACUUUGGAGCUGUAAGUACUGAUUAUUAGGGUGCAGCGCUCAUUGUACAGUGACGCAGGAUCCCACAAUGAGUAUCCAAGAGCAGGGUUUCCCUUUGGACCUUGGAGCGAGUUUCACCGAAGAUGCCCCCCGACCCCCAGUGCCUGGUGAGGAGGGCGAACUGGUGUCCACAGACCCCAGGCCCAUCAGCCACAGCUUCUGCUCCGGGAAGGGUGCCGGGGUUAAAGGUGAGACUUCAGCAGCCACACCAAGGCGCUCGGAUCUGGACCUGGGGUAUGAGCCUGAGGGCAGCGCCUCCCCCACCCCGCCAUACUUGAAGUGGGCCGAGUCGUUGCACUCGUUACUGGACGAUCAAGAUGGGAUAAACCUGUUUAGGACUUUCCUGAAGCAGGAGGACUGUGCUGACCUGCUGGACUUCUGGUUCGCCUGCAGCGGCUUCAGGAAGCUGGAGCCCUGUGACUCGAAUGAGGAAAAGAGGCUGAAGUUGGCCAAAGCCAUUUACCGCAAAUAUAUCCUCGAUAACAACGGCAUCGUAUCCAGGCAAACCAAGCCAGCUACCAAGAGCUUCAUAAAGGACUGCAUCAUGAAGCAGCUGAUAGAUCCUGCCAUGUUUGACCAGGCCCAGACGGAGAUCCAGUCCACCAUGGAAGAAAACACCUACCCCUCCUUCCUCAAGUCUGAUAUUUAUUUGGAAUAUACGAGGACAGGCUCGGAGAGCCCAAAGCUCUGUAGUGACCAGAGCUCUGGGUCGGGGACAGGGAAGGGCAUACCUGGAUACCUGCCCACUUUGAAUGAAGAUGAGGAAUGGAAGUGUGACCAGGACCUGCACGAAGACAGCGGCAGAGACCCUGCUCCCCCCGGCAGGCUCACGCAGAAGCUGCUUCUGGAGACGGCUGCCCCGCGGGCCUCCUCAAGUAGACGGUCCAGCGAAGGCAGAGAAUUCAGGUGCGGGUCCUGGCGGGAGCCUGCCAACCCCUACUACGUCAGCUCCGGCUACGCCCUCGCCCCGGCCACCAGUGCCAACGACAGUGAGCAGCAGAGCCUAUCCAGUGAUGCCGACAGCCUGUCCCUCACCGACAGCAGCGUGGAUGGAGUCCCGCCGUACAGGACCCGUAAGCAGCACCGCCGGGAGAUGCAAGAGAGCGUCCAGGUCAACGGGCGGGUGCCCCUACCUCACAUCCCUCGCACUUACCGAAUGCCAAAGGAAGUCCGCGUGGAGCCCCAGAAGUUCGCCGCGGAGCUCAUCCACCGCCUGGAGGCCAUCCAGCGGACACGGGAGGCCGAGGAGAAGCUGGAGGAGCGGCUGAAACGCGUCCGGAUGGAGGAAGAAGGUGAGGAUGGUGACAUGCCCUCUGGUCCCCCGGGGGCCCCUCAUAAGCUGCCUUUGGCCACAGCCUGGCACCACUUCCCGCCCCGCUAUGCAGACGUGGGCUGCGUGGGUCUGCGGGACGCGCACGAGGAGAACCCUGAGAGCAUCCUGGAUGAGCAUGUGCAGCGGGUCAUGAGGACGCCGGGCUGUCAGUCGCCGGGGCCCGGCCACCGUUCCCCUGACAGCGGGCACGUGCCCAAGAUUGUGGGGGUCCUAGGGGGCGUGCCCCCUGGGCACAGUAAGCACGCACCUAAGUCCGGGGUGAAGCUGGACGCAGCCGGCCCACACCUGCACAGGCACGGCCACCACCACAGUCACCACGGGGCGGCCAGGCCCAAGGAGCAGGCUGAGGCUGAGGCCUCCCGCCGCAUCCCGGGCAGCUUCUCUUGGGGCCCGGAGCUGCACGGCCACACAGCCAAGCCCCGUAGCCACUCAGAGAGCGUGGGCACCGCCCCCAAUGCGAGCGACAGCCUGGCCUACAGCGGGAAGUCUGGCACUGCCUCCAGAAGAAACGCCAAGAAGGCGGAGUCAGGGAAGGGCGUGGGAGCCGAGGUGCCUGGCCCCUCGGAAGACGCGGAGAAGAACCAAAAGAUCAUGCAGUGGAUCAUCGAGGGGGAGAAGGAGAUCAGCCGGCACCGCAAGGCUGGCCACGGGUCUUCCGGUGCCAAGAAGCAGCAGGUGCACGAGAGCCCCAGGCCCUUGUCCGUGGAGCGUCCCGGGGCCGUGCACCCUUGGGUCAGCGCUCAGCUUCGCAACUCCGUCCAGCCCUCUCACCUCUUCGUUCAAGACCCCACCAUGCCACCCAACCCAGCCCCCAACCCUCUGACCCAGCUGGAGGAGGCCCGCAGGCGCCUGGAGGAGGAAGAGAAGAGAGCCAGCAAAUUACCCUCAAAGCAGAGGUAUGUGCAGGAGGUCAUCCAGCGGGGGCGCUCCUGUGUCAGGCCAGCGUGCACACCUGUGCUGAGCGUGGUGCCAGCCGUGUCCGACUUGGAGCUCUCGGAGACAGAGUCGAAGUCGCAGAGGAAGGCGGGCAGUGGGAGCGCCCAGCCGUGUGACAGCAUCGUGGUGGCCUAUUACUUCUGCGGGGAGCCCAUCCCGUACCGGACCCUGGUGCGGGGCCGAGCCGUCACUCUGGGCCAGUUCAAGGAGCUGCUGACCAGGAAGGGCAACUACAGAUACUACUUCAAGAAGGUGAGCGACGAGUUUGACUGCGGCGUGGUGUUUGAGGAGGUUCGGGAAGAUGAGACCGUCCUGCCGGUCUUCGAGGAGAAGAUCAUCGGCAAGGUGGAGAAGGUGGACUGA
Messenger RNA from Puma concolor (puma), 2678 nucleotides. Lineage: Eukaryota; Metazoa; Chordata; Mammalia; Carnivora; Felidae. The record is from RefSeq and is a predicted model, not a curated record.